Messenger RNA from Aspergillus saccharolyticus JOP 1030-1, 3630 nucleotides. Its product is annotated as tRNA (34-2'-O)-methyltransferase regulator RTT10. NCBI's taxonomy places the organism in Eukaryota, Fungi, Ascomycota, Eurotiomycetes, Eurotiales, Aspergillaceae. Gene Ontology annotation, biological process: tRNA methylation. The record is from RefSeq and is a predicted model, not a curated record. Gene Ontology annotation, molecular function: protein binding. Bases 142 to 3585 code for a protein of 1147 amino acids. Gene Ontology annotation, cellular component: cytoplasm. The transcript has 3 exons.
CCUAAGCAUUCUCACAAUGGACGGAAAUUCUGGAAUUUUGAGCGAGGGAAUGAUUCUCCACGCGGGGAAAGCCACCGCUUAGAGGUCAGUGACAAGCAAUCUUAAACCAAGCGGACCCAAUGUGUCGUGCUGGUAGCAUCAAUGACUUCCUCCCUCGAGCAUAUUGACACUUGUGUCCCGGUCACUGCGCUCAAGGCGCUGGCUUUGAAUGACGUAAAGCUCCUUCUUCAGAGCCAAGGGACCUAUGUCCGGCUCAUACACGAGGAAAGCGGACGUCUGCUCGCCGACUUGAAAGUGUUCAAGAGGAAUCAUGUGCACGGAAUCGUUGCGCUCGGUGGGCCAGAACAGGAACAAAAUGUAGAGUUUGUUGCCUGGGGAGGGCAGUCCGUGCGAGCAUUCAGUCUAAGCUUCGAUGACAAGGAGCUGACUGCAAGCAUACAAGCUUCAAGUCUAGAGUACCUGGCGCCGGAUUGGAUCUUGGCCGGAUGCGCGCCUGACACGCAUGGUGAAACCGAAAAUGCUUACAUGCUCACUGCUCAUAAUGCUCUCUUGGGAGUCCAGCUUGUUCGACAGGCCGGGGCUAAGUACGACAAGAGCAUCGAGAUUCGUCAACUUGUGGCUGGUGUGAAGUCCAUCCUUUACUCGGCGAAUGUUCUUUCGCUGUCCGAAAGCCAUAUUCUAGUGGCUGCUGGCACCGUCUUUGGUGAGAUCAUAGUUUGGUCGUGCUUCUUAGCUGAGGAUGAUUCCGCAAGUGCGAGUGGAUCAAUCCAUCAUUUUUUCACGGGUCAUGAAGGGUCGAUUUUCGGAGUCACAAUUUCUCCUUUGAUCCCUCGUUUGCACGGGGAUCUCGAUGGGCGACUAUUGGCUAGCUGUAGUGAUGACAGAACCGUUAGAAUAUGGGAUAUCUCUGACUGCGAGCGCACUUCUCGUCACGAUACUCCCGCCUAUUCGACCGACGGAUUCGAACUGCGCGGCACAGGAUUUGGCGCUGGAGUGGACGACAACGCGCUUGGGUCUGAGUCGAUGCUCGUGAGUGCAUUCGGCCACUUGGCCCGUAUCUGGGGUGUCCAUUUCUUGCCUAUCAAGCAAGGCCCCGGUAAAAUAAAUCUGCUUUCGCGUGGUGAAGAUGCUACAUGCUUGCUCUGGGAUUUGACCUGGGACCCAUCCUCGGUAGACAAGCCCCAGUUUCAACUUGUUGAGACCAUGUCCGUGCGUAAGCACACGGGCAAGCAUAUCUGGUCCCUUGAGUUGCGUCACACCAACACAAGUACAUUGGUUUAUACGGGUGGUGCGGAUGGCGCUGUGAAGAGCUUCACCAUCGAAACGCAUGACGAUGGAGAUGUGACUCUGCCCAAUCUUCGUAACCGAAUCGCCACGUCGAUCGAUGCUGGAAGCCACGAACCUCGUGUUGAAACCUCGACUAAAGGGUUUGGAUUUCUCUCGCAGGGCUCGUUUAUUGCCACAACUGUGAGGGGUGAAAUCCAGAUCGGACGAAUUGGCACUGGCAGCUCGAGUACACAGCAUAUCUUCAAAGAGACUCUGACAGUCGAGGAAGACUUGCGCUCUUAUUCAGUCGUUACGGGCUUGCCACAGAGAAGUAUAGCUCUUCUGGGCAACGCUCGAGGCUUGAUACGUCUGUAUGACCACAACACCGGAAAACUCACUAAAGUGGUUGAUGCUGGCCAAAGGCCGGUGGGUUUGUACGCUCUUACGUAUCAACCUAGCACAGCCGAGACAGCUGCGCAUUUGUCAUUUGUUGCAGUUUACCCUAAAGCUGAAAAGGCCGACCUGUUCUUGGCUACAUUGCCAGACGGUGCGGAGCCAUACGUGGAUAGGGUCAAACUUGAUCUGCCUCACGGCUUCAAUGUGUCGACUGCAGCCUUGAUUCAUAAUGACCAGUACCUUGCACUCGGAUCCAUGACUGGUUCAUUCGCAGUCUACCCAGUUGUAGCCUCAGAUGUUAUCCAUCCGGUGAUGCCUUCGUGCAAGGUACACGGCCGCGAAGGGCUCAGCUUUAUCACUUCCUUUGCGUCACUGUACGGGGAGAGGGGGUCAGAACUGCCAUAUUUCAUGACGUGUGGUAGGAAUGGAACCUAUAGCAUUCACGAGCUGGUUUUUUCGCCAGAUCGGGAGCCCUCGGUUCUAUUGCGAACACUCCACUGUUCUUCUCUUGCAUUCAACUGUGAAAUAGCAGGCGCCUAUAUCGACAGCGUCUCCCAAGAUCUGAUGUUUUACGGAUUUCAGCCAAUGGACUUUGUGCUUUGGAACGAGUCCGCGCAGACAGAAGUCGCUCGACACAACUGCAAUGGAGGUCGACGAUCGUGGGCGUUCCAGCCCAGCCAAGAUGUCGCCUGGGCGGGAUCUUUUAUCUGGAUUCAGUCUGGAUUGACUGCACUGUCGAUACAACCUGACGCCAGUCGAACAUUGCGCUCUGGAAGCCAUGGCAGGGAAGUCAAGGAUAUGUGUGCCACCCAGAUCUCAGAUGCCUUGGGUCCAUUAUUCGCGACUGGCUCAGAAGACACCAACGUAAGGAUCUUCGCCCCUCGAGACCCACAGUUGGAGAGUCGCUGGGGUGCAUUUAAAUGCCUCCGACUUUUGAGAAUGCAUCAUACCGGACUUCAAAGCGUAAACUGGUCCAAAGACGGCCGCUUCCUCUUUACCAGCGGCGGCUAUGAACAGUUCUUUGUCUGGCGGGCGUGCUCCAUCCCUCUGUUCGGCCUGGGAACCAUGCUAGUCGGGGAGUGUCCUAAGAGUGACCCAAACUCCGACCUCCGAGUGACGAGCUUCGAUGCUUUGGAAGUAGACGAGGGAAGGGCGGAGAACGGAUUCCUCCUCUGCCUGACCUAUUCGAAUUCCACUAUUAAGAUCUUCCACUACUCGCCGAACUCUAAUGGUUGCUUUAUCCUCCUCGCGAGUGGAACCUACAUGAGCAACUGUCUAACCCAGGCCCGAUUCAUUCUCCGAGGGUCUACCUUGAGCCUUAUCACGGCUGCGACCGAUGGAUAUUUCACCCUCUGGAACUUGACUUCGGUUGUGGAGCGGUUCUACACGAUUGCCUCGCCGCUCAUUCCAAAGCAGGCGAUCCCCGGCGCAUCGAUUGCGCCGGAGACUAUCUCCUGCGAGAACCGGCACCAAGCCCACUGGAACAGUGUCAAGGCCAUGGACCUGGCGGAUUUGUCUGACACCUUAGCUCUGAUUAUCGCCGGCGGAGAUGACAAUGCGGUGACAGCCACUCUGAUGGACACCUCCGGCGCCAGUGAUGCGUCAUACACCGUGACCAUCCCCGACGCGCAUGCAGCAUGCAUCACCACGGUUCGAAUUCUCAAGAGCCUUCUCGACCAGGGCGACGGGGUCCGUAAAUACGCCGUUGCUUCCUCGGGCAACGACCACCAAGUCAAGAUUUGGUGGAUCGAGGUGGAUGCCAACAAGCACGGAGCCGAAAGGAUCCGGAUCAGUCUAGCGGCGGAGAGGUACAGUUGCGUAGCAGACAUUUCGUCGUUGGAUGUCAUCAAUGACGAAGAGUCGGAUACAGCCAAGCUGAUUGUGUGUGGGGCGGGCAUGGAAAUGUUGGACCUCCGGCUGUGAGGGUGGUUCCUGGACGAUUGGAUGGGGAUUGCACAUAUACCUUGG